Messenger RNA from Melanaphis sacchari, 1467 nucleotides. RefSeq lists its product as uncharacterized. NCBI's taxonomy places the organism in Eukaryota, Metazoa, Arthropoda, Insecta, Hemiptera, Aphididae. The record is from RefSeq and is a predicted model, not a curated record. The coding region runs from base 377 to 1297 and encodes 306 amino acids. The transcript is spliced from 7 exons.
GCGGCGAUCGUGCCGUGGGCCGAGAUAGGUUUCGGUAUAGUAAUAAUAAUAUUACCAUUUACCAUUUAUCAUUAUUAUUAUUAUUAUUACAACAGUCUCGUAGUUCGUACGCGCUGCUGUUCUAGUUGCUCUAGUGCACUGCGUUUCGCCGAUCUCGCUGGUGUUUACCCGUCCUGUUGACUGUACGCCGUCGCACGCAAUAAUUCGACAAUAUUUCUGUAUUGGAUUUAUAUUCCGUUUUUUUUGCCGACGUUGUUGUCUUGUUUCACGCGCGUCCCAUGAGACGAACGCCACUGCCGUCGCUGUCGAUCGUCCACUCCGCCACCGUGAAACGACCUCCGAGUUAUUGAGGAUCGGCUGUAGCGCCGCGGGGACGAUGGACGCUAUGAACCGCUGUCCAGUGAUGAACCCGGAGUACGACGUCGAGCGGCGGUCCCGGUGCCCGGCGGCGGCACUCAAGCCGUCGCCCGACACCAACGAUCUGCACGCUUGCGAACGAAUCGUCGUCAUGUUCGUACAGCUUAAGAAUUACCUGGGCUCAUAUUGGCUGGUCCCGUGGUUUUUCGUCUACAUCUAUCCUAGCAUACUUGUCUACGAAUCUUACGGUUUUAUUGGUCCCUUUGUUUAUUGCAACAUUAUUCAGAUACUAUUUUUUAUUGUAUUUGAAUUUUGGGAUGAAACUUUUAAUUGGACACCAUUACAUGAUACUAUAAGAACAUAUUCAUCACAAAUUCUUGGACAUCAACACAUAACAAAAAGUGUUGAUGAAAUGAUUUUGUUUUGUAUUUGGGUUUUAUCUUGGGCUGCAGUCCCUUUUAUAUGUUAUGCAAAUGAACAUAUAUUUGAAUUACCCAUUGAUCGUCUGGAACGGUUAACUUCAUAUGUAUCCAUGAUGACUGUUACAUUUGUAAUGGCUUAUAUUAUAAUUUUACUUUGGAUUGACAUGAAUUUGUUAGAAGUAAAAUCAAAUAUAAAUGAGCAAAAUACAAAUUCAAAAGUGUCAUCAUAUAGUUAUGAAUUUAUGGAUGAUUUAAUUGAACCUGAUGACAUCCCCGAUUUGGAAACUGUGUUUGAAGACAUCUCUAUUACUAAUGAGUUCAAAAUUGAUAAAUCAUUUAUGGAUUUUUCAGAAGCAGUAAAUGAAAAUAUUACUGAAAGUGAAGAGUUUCGUAACUGUACAACAGUUGAACAAGGAGAAGAAGCUAAAGAACAAGAUUUGGAUGUUAUAUCCUUAUCAUCUAGCACAUUAAGUGACUUUGAUGUAAUAACUGAAGAGGAAAUAGAUUUACUUAAGUAGUGUAUAAUUUUUUUUCUUGAAAAUAUUUCAUAGUAUAGAAAUAUUGCUUUUUGUAAGUAAAUAAAUAAUAAUAAAAAAAUAAUAAUAAUAUUUUGGUAAUUAAAUCUUAGACGAGAAUAAUUUCUCUUUAGACAUUUAAUCUAUUUUAUUGAAGCUUAUGACAUGUAUUC